GAUAGGUAAACAAUAAGUCUUACUGAGCGCGAUUUAUGUUGGAAUAUUUUCUUCUGUGACUCCGGAUUAAGUUUUAUCUGUUGCAUCAAUUUUAUCUCGAUGCUCGAGAGAUCUUGUAUAUAAAAGUGUAUUCGGGUGGGCCCCCAUCGAGUGAACACGAUAAGCUGUAAGAAUGCGGGUGCUAUGGUUCUUCUCGCUGGCGGCGCUGGUGUGUGCCCAUCAAGAGCCGGAGCUUGACUGGUGGGAGACCACCGUGUUCUACCAGAUCUACCCGAGGUCGUUCAAGGACAGCGACGGGGAUGGCAUUGGCGAUCUUAAUGGAAUAACAUCCAAACUAUCGCACCUUAAGGAACUAGGGAUUGGUGCCACAUGGCUGUCACCCAUAUUCAAGUCCCCAAUGUACGACUUUGGAUAUGACAUUGCCGAUUUCUACGCUAUCCAAGAAGAAUACGGAACUAUGGAAGAUUUUGAGAAUCUCAUCAAAGCUGCUAAUGAACUUGACAUUAAGAUUGUGUUGGACUUCGUGCCCAACCAUUCCAGCAACGAGAGCGUUUGGUUCGAGAAAGCUCUUCAAGGCGAUGAGAAAUAUUUUGACUACUUUGUGUGGGAAGACCCUGUCAUAGGAGAAGAUGGUUCUCGUCAGCCUCCGAACAACUGGGUUAGCGUAUUCCGUAAAAGUGCGUGGGAAUACAGAGAGGAGGUCGGCAAAUACUAUCUUCACCAGUUCGUGAUUGGCCAGCCUGACCUGAACUACAACAACCCUGAUGUCGUCGAAGAAAUGAAGAAUGUCAUCCGAUUCUGGCUAAACAAAGGAGUCGCCGGUUUCAGGGUUGACGCUAUCAACCAUCUGUUUGAGGUAGACAAGGAAAAGUUCGGCGGAAAAUACCCUGACGAACCCAGGUCUGGAAACCUGAACGAUGGCCCUGACGACUACGGCUACCUCGACCACAUUUACACCAAAGACCAAGACAAGACCUACGACAUGGUGUUCCAAUGGAGAGAAGUUUUUGAUGAGAUUAAAGCAAAAGAUGGUUUGACAAGAGUCAUGAUGACGGAGGCAUACACCGACGCUACUAAAACGGCAAGAUUUUAUGGAGAAGGCGAUCGUUUGGGAUCACACAUGCCUUUUAACUUUGCACUUAUCAGUAAUGUUGACGGUUCUUCUACUGCUCCGGAAAUCAAAUAUGCCGUGGAUCAGUUCCUUACAUUCAAACCUGUAGACAAAUCUGGAAACUGGGUGAUUGGAAACCACGACAACAGUAGGGUUGCCUCAAGGUACAGUCCUGAGCUGGUCGAUGGACUCAACAUGAUGGUUCUUUUGCUGCCCGGUGUUGCAGUCACUUAUAUGGGUGAAGAAAUAGGAAUGGUGGACGGGUACGUGAGCUGGGAGGACACCGUGGACCCGAGCGGCUGCAACACUGACGACCCGAUCAACUAUGUGAGCUCGUCCAGAGACCCGGAGAGAACACCCUUCCAGUGGAGCGCGGAGAAAAAUGCUGGAUUCUCCACGGCCCCCAAGACCUGGCUACCCGUGGCUGCGGGCUACGAGACCCUCAACGUGGAGGUGCAGAGAGCCGCCGCCAGGUCGCACCUCAACGUCUACAAGGCUCUGGUCGCCAUGCGAGCCCUGCCCAGCUUCCAGACCGGGAGAUACGAAUCUCUAGCGCUGAACCAUGAUGUCUUCGCUUUUAGAAGGUGGAGCAAGGAUGAAAUAUACGUCGUUUUGGUCAACUUCAGGAAUGUGCCAUACACCUUGGACCUGACUUACUUUGAGAACGUGACAGGCAAAGUGAAAGUGGAGCUCACCAGUAUACAGUCUCAAAAAUCUGUAGGGGACGUGCUUUCAGCUGAAAACGUGUCUUUGAUGGGACUUGAAGCUGUGGUACUAAAGGUUAUCGCUUAAAUGUAAUUGACCAUUAAAAUUAUUCUCAUUUUUGCAACAAAUGACUAAGUAAACACUGAUUGCAAAAAAUAGUCUAAUUUAUUAUGAAACUCGAAUAAAGCAGAACAAGAUUUAAUUCGUG
Molecule: messenger RNA, 2024 nt
Organism: Plutella xylostella (diamondback moth)
Lineage: Eukaryota; Metazoa; Arthropoda; Insecta; Lepidoptera; Plutellidae
Product: maltase A1
Biological process (GO): carbohydrate metabolic process
Source: RefSeq, a predicted model, not a curated record